GGAGGCAGAUAGAGAGAGAGACACACACACAACACAUUCAGCAGAAUAACAGGGAGUCUCCUGUGUAAAACAAAGUCAGCACCUACAUUCUGACACAGAGGAGGGAAGCCAGCGGAUUAUCUUGAAGCUUUUUACCAUAUGGACGAGACAGAUUGAAAAUAAACCUCACUGACUUGAUCCCGGUUCAACUCUGAUGAAGCACUAAAUAUCGGGGGCGUUGGAUGAUAGUGAGCAUUUAACGCCCAAUUGUGUGUGUGUGUGUGUGGCUUAUUUCGUUUGAAAACUGUGCUCCUUGACAUGAAAAAGCCAAGACGUGUGGAAAUCUAACUGCUAACUCUGGUGUUUUGGCGGUGCCCAGAGCUCAGGAGAAAGUUGUCCGCUUUACCGAUGAGUGUCUGGUACCGAGGAGAGCUGUGGGGCUAAUCGAUUUCUCCUGGCUCUGAACCAACACUGGAGAUCAAACUGCCUGCUUUUAGUCGCUAGGGGAAACUACUCCAAUUCCUACUGCCGCUGCCACCACCGCCAGUGCUGCUGCUGCCUGUGUUAUUUCAUCCUCAAACCGUUCAACAAAUUACACAUCGGAUUUACUCCUCUGGAUCUCUCUCUCUCUCUCUCUUUGGAAAGUAGCCUUGCACUCCAGUUUACAGACUUCCCUCCACUCUGUCACCGGCAGUGAUGCUAAGAUGGUUUUACUAACAUACCUCGCUGCCUGUGGAUUAUUCUGCCAAGUUUAUGGAUCACGCCUUCGGCAGGAAGAUUCCCCACCCCGGAUUGUGGAACAUCCGUCCGAUCUGAUCGUGUCCAAGGGAGAGCCUGCCACUCUGAACUGUAAGGCUGAGGGCAGACCCAGCCCCACCAUCGAGUGGUACAAGGACGGGGAGCGGGUGGAGACGGACAAGGAUGAUCCUCGCUCUCACCGUAUGCUGCUGCCCAGCGGCUCCUUGUUCUUCCUGCGUAUUGUCCACGGCCGGAGGAGCAAACCCGAUGAGGGCAGCUACGUCUGUGUGGCCAGGAACUACCUGGGGGAGGCCGUCAGUCACAACGCCUCGCUGGAGGUGGCCUUGCUCCGAGAUGACUUCCGACUGAAUCCCACGGAUGUGGUUGUUGCUGCGGGUGAGCCAGCCAUCAUGGAAUGCCAACCGCCCCGUGGGCACCCAGAGCCAACCAUCUUCUGGAAGAAGGACAAGAUCCCCGUUAAUGACCAGGACGAGAGAAUAACGGUCCGUGGAGGCAAAUUGAUGAUUUCGAACACGAAGAGAAGUGAUGCCGGCAUGUACGUCUGUGUGGGGACUAAUAUGGUGGGCGAGAGGGACAGUGAUCCUGCUGAAUUGACUGUCUUUGAACGCCCAAUCUUCAUCAGAAGACCCAUAAACCAGGUGGUGUUGGAGAAUGAUUCCGUCGAGUUCCGUUGCCAGGUUCAAGGGGACCCACAGCCCACUGUGCGCUGGAGGAAGGACGACACUGAUGUUGCCAGGGGCAGGUAUGACAUCAAGGAAGACAACACCCUGCGCAUCAAGAGGGUGAGCAAUGGUGACGAGGGAACAUUCACCUGCGUGGGGGAGAACCGUGUGGGCAUGGUUGAAGCGACCGCAACUCUCACCGUGCGAGCACACCCUGUCGCUGCCCCACAAUUUGUGGUGAGACCGAGAGACCAGAUCGUGGCGCAAGGACGGACAGUCACCUUCCCCUGUGUGACCAAAGGAAACCCUCAGCCUGCAGUCUUCUGGCAGAGAGAAGGAAGCCAGAACCUACUGUUUCCGAACCAGCCUCCCCAGCCUUCCAGUAGAUUUGCCGUCUCUUCAGCUGGUGACCUCACCAUCACCAACAUCCAGAGGUCGGACGCUGGCUACUACAUCUGUCAGGCCUUGACCGUGGCAGGAAGCAUCCUGGCUAAGGCUCAGCUGGAGGUCACAGAUGUUCUGACAGAUAGGCCUCCUCCCAUCAUCCGGCAGGGACCAGCCAAUCAGACUCUGGGUGUGGACGGGACUGCAUUGUUAAAGUGCCAGGCAACUGGAGACCCCAUCCCAACAAUCAGCUGGCUGAAGGACGGUGUCAGUCUCCUGGGUAAAGACCCCCGCAUGUCCCUCCAGGAACUGGGAAGUCUGCAAAUCAAGAACGUACGGGUCACAGACUCUGGAAUCUACACCUGUGUUGCCACGAGCUCAAGUGGGGAAACCUCUUGGAGUGCGUUUUUGGAAGUGCGAGAGUCAGGUGCAGCGACCGUCAACGUGAAGAUGGAUAUGGAUGCUCUUCCUGGGUCACCUUCCAAACCUCAGGUUGCUGAUGUUACAAAGAGCACUGUCACCCUCUCGUGGUUAGCAGGAAGCCAUAGUGGGUCAUCGCCCAUCACAUCCUACGUCAUUGAGGCCUUCAGCCAGUCCGUCAGUAACAGCUGGCAAACAGUGGCAGAACAUGUGAAGGACACUUUGCACACCGUCAGAGGACUGAGACCGAACACUAUCUACCUCUUCAUGGUGCGAGCCGUCAACAGUCAGGGGGUCAGUGACCCGAGUCAGAUGAGUGAACCAGUCCGUACUCAAGAUAUCAGUCCACCGGCUCAAGGAGUGGAUCACAGGCAAGUGCAGCGGGAACUCGGUGAGGUUAUAGUACGCUUACAUAACCCGCUUGUGCUCACUCCAUCCAGUAUACAAGUCACGUGGACGGUGGAGCGCCAAUCACAAUUCAUCCAGGGUUACCGUGUGUUGUUCCGGCAAGUCUCCGGCCUGCCUAGCCCCUCGUCCUGGCAAGUCAUGGAGGUCAAAGUGCCCACUGAGCGAAGUGCAGUCCUUAACAACCUGAAGAAGGGCAUCACCUAUGAGAUGAAAGUCCGUCCAUACUUCAAUGAAUUUCAAGGGAUUGACAGUGAAUCGAAAACUGCACGCACGACUGAGGAAGCUCCGAGUGCCCCCCCUCAGUCGGUGACUGUGAUGAUGGUUGGGAACCACAACAGCACCAGCAUCAGUGUCUCUUGGGACCCCCCACCAAUGGAACAACAGAAUGGCAUCAUCCAGGAAUAUAAGAUUUGGUGUCUUGGCAAUGCCAGCCGGUUUCACAUCAACAAGACUGUGGAUGCUGCUAUUCGCUCGGUGGUGAUUGGUGGCCUUCUGCCUGGUGUCCAGUAUCAUGUCCAGGUUGCAGCUAGCACUGGUGCUGGUGUCGGGGUCAAGAGUGAGCCACAGCUCAUCAUCAUCGGGGGCCGUGGUGACGACAUCUUCAUGACUGGACCCGGCAGCAAUAACAGCAUCACGGAGCAGAUCACGGACGUGGUGAAGCAACCAGCCUUCAUUGCGGGCAUCGGCGGGGCAUGCUGGGUCAUUCUGAUGGGCUUCAGCAUCUGGCUGUACUGGCGCAGGAAGAAGAGGAAGGGACUCAGCAACUACGCAGUAACUUUCCAACGUGUAGAUGGAGGAAUAAUGAGUAAUGGAAGCAGACCGGGCCUGUUGAAUCCAGGAGAGACGAGCUAUCCGUGGCUGGCUGACUCCUGGCCAGCCACCAGCCUGCCGAUAAACGGGAGCAGCAAUGGACCCUCUGACCUUGGAGACCUUGGAGGCAUGGGGAACUUCAAUCGGGCAGCAGCAGGUCAGGGGGAGAAGUCAGGUACCAUGCUGUCAGACAGUGCCAUUUACAGUAGCAUUGAUGUCACCACCAAAACCAGCUUCAACAGCCCGGGCCAGGUCACACAGACCACCCCGUAUGCCACCACCCAGCUCCUGCAUUCCAGUAGCAUCCAAGAGCUGGCUGUGGACCUCCCCGAACCUCAGUGGAAGGCGUCCAUCCAAGCGAAGCCAGACCUGACCAGCUGUGGGUACUCACUACCAGACCAGAGCAAGUUUAAUAACGGUGGAAAAGGUGGGAAGAAGAAGAAAAACAAAAGCAGCAUCAAGCCCCACAAGAACGCCAGCUCCAACUGGUCCAACGUACCCCUGCCACCUCCCCCAGUGCAGCCCCUCCCUGGUACAGAGCUGGACCACUACAUCAUGGACCACCAGGAAAACGGCUAUGACAGUGAUGGCUGGUGCGCCCCGCCCCCUGUGAAGAGUUACCUGCACCAGGGCAUGGAGGACGAGCUAGAGGAAGAGGAUGACCGUGUGCCAACGCCGCCAGUCCGCGGGAUCGCCUCCUCGCCUGCCAUCUCCUUUGGCCAACAGUCGACGGCCACCCUUACCCCUUCACCCCGUGAGGAGAUGCAGCCGAUGCUACAAGCCCAUCUCGAUGAGAUUAGCCGGGCCUACCACUUUGACAUCUCACGGCAAGCAUGGCAAAUGCAGGGCAGCUCUCUCCCCCCUCAGGCCCCGGCACUCCCCCUGGGCUACAUCUCCGGGACGCUAAUUUCUGAUAUGGAGACGGACCUCCCGGAUGAGGAUGAGGAUGAUGAGGACGAGGAAGAAGCAUUGGAGCUGGCCAGGCCUCUGCGGGGUAUCGCACACACUCCGGGUUCCAGCCUCGACAAUUUGGACAGCUCAGUGACAGGUUCAAUGGUAAAUGGAUGGGGUUCCGCCUCUGAGGAGGAGCGCAAUAUGUCUAGCCGGCGAUCUAGCGCUGCCAGCUCCUCCUCCAACUCCAUCUUCACUGACGGCGACUUUACCCAGGCUCUGGCCACUGCGGCAGACAGGGCUGGCUUCAAGAUGGAGGGCACCAGCUUAAUGAGGACAGGUAAAGGAUAUUCCUCUUCGCAGCGUCUCCAACCCAGCAGCCCAUUCUCCAGCAACGGGAGUGUGGGUGUGGCUCACAACCAGUGUCAGAGAUCCAGACCUCCCAAAAAACACAAGCCAGCAGGGGGCAGAAUGGAGCAGCCCUCGGCACCACACCGCAGGGAGGCAGCAGCAGAUGACCUGCCUCCUCCACCUGACCCACCGCCGUGUCAAGGUUCAAAGCUGCAAUCUGGGCAAAUACCCAAAGGGACGGGCAUGGCGGAUUCUCUAGAGAGACAACAACUGUCCAGCCUAGAGGAGAACAUGGAGCAUCUGGCCAAAACAUCUCUAGACCACGGGUAUCAAGAAGAUUCACGGAACAAGCUCCCACAGAAGCCAACGCUAGGCUCAGAUGAAAUACUUAUACCAUACAGCAAGCCAAGCUUUCCCUCACCAGGUCACCUCAGUGGCCACAGCUCAUCCGGAACAGCCUCAUCGAAGGGUUCGACAGGUCCCAGGAAAGGUGUGCCCUCACGAGGGGGCCCAACUAUUGCAAGUCAUCAGCGGAACAUCAGUGACCUUCCAGACGUAGGAUAUAUGGGGUCGUGUGGUCAAGGGCAGUUUUUAGGGGAUGUAUAGUGGUGAAGAGCUAUGUUUCUGACGUUCUGCAGAGCAAGCCUCACAGACACGAUGACACUUAAAUGGUGCAAUGAACCUCCUCCCUUAUUUAAUGUAUUAUGACAAAACCUGUAAAUGUGAUGUAAAGUCUAAGGUAACACAGCCACACACGUGUCCCCCCACAUCAUUCUUUGGUACAUUGCUUCUCAUCCCCUUCCAACACCACCAAUUCACCCACACCCCCACCCUCAUUCUGGCCCCUUUCUUCCAUCACUUACCCCUCUCCCCACCCACCUCCUCAAAAAAAUUAGAAACUGGACAGGGAAGAAUCUAAACAUGAAUAGAAAUUUAGCCAUCAUCGCCCGAGAGAGAGAGAAAGCAAUUUCUUGUGUAAAUAAUUUCUGUUGUAUUCAUAUACAAAAGUUCACCUUGUUUUUUUGAUCUUCUCAUCCUGUAAUUGUCUAUUUUUUUUUAUUAUUGGUCUGUUGUACUAUAUGUGAAUUGAUCAGGCAGCCAUUAAAAAGUGAAAAAAAAGACACAAAAAAAUGUUUUUUUAAGGUUAUUACUGUAUCACUUUUUUUUAAGAUUCUGUGUUUUGAAGUUUGCACUGAUUUUUUUUAGUGAUAAGCACAAACUUUAAAAGUCCCAACGUAAAUGAAGAAAAGAGGAAGAUUAAAAACGAUUGAGUUGUUAGGAGAGGGGGAUUUUGUUCACUGUGUGUCUGGUUUUGUGUGUGUGUGGUAGGGGUGUGUGUGUGUGUGUGUGUGUGUGCAUGUGUGCACGUGUAUGUGUGUGUGCGUGUAUGUUUGUGUGUGUGCGCGCGCGUGUGUGUGCGUGCGUGUAUCAGGGGGAAGGAAAAGAAUCUUCCAGAUGUUCCUGGACCAUGACCUCCAGCUGCUAAUGCCACGAGAGAUUGUGGACUCUCUCAGCUGAGUGUGUAUCAGACAUUAUCACCGGAACAUUACCUUGGCGAGAGAGCCCAACGCAGUUGGCAUCUCAAGGAACAUCCACCAAGUCUUCCCCUCGCCCCCAUGGCCAGAGGAGACUCCUUCCCACUUCCCCCUUCCCUUUGCCCACACGUAGCUAUCUCUAACAUUUGCCCUUUUUUUAAUAGUGCAGAGACUUUCCUAAUCUCCCCCACUUUAAACUGUGUAAAGAUGUCAUGUUAAUGCUCUGACAAUGUGUGACUGGGGUCCUAAAUCACAGCUACGGACUACAAGGACUUUUGAAAAAGGGUGCUUGAUGUCAAAUAUAGUCUUAAACAUUAAUCCUUAAACAAGGUCUGGAGCCUUGCUUAUGCUGUUACGAUUAAAAUAAAGUGUGUGUGUCAGUAUUACAGAAAGUUGUUCAUGGGUCUAUAGAA
This is a messenger RNA of Hemiscyllium ocellatum (epaulette shark), 6612 nucleotides long. RefSeq names its product roundabout, axon guidance receptor, homolog 2 (Drosophila) (gene robo2). Bases 684 to 5270 code for a protein of 1528 amino acids. The record is from RefSeq and is a predicted model, not a curated record. The transcript is spliced from 29 exons. Gene Ontology annotation, molecular function: protein binding. Lineage: Eukaryota; Metazoa; Chordata; Chondrichthyes; Orectolobiformes; Hemiscylliidae. Gene Ontology annotation, cellular component: neuron projection.